This is a messenger RNA of Colletotrichum abscissum, 201 nucleotides long. RefSeq lists its product as uncharacterized. The annotation marks the transcript as partial. The transcript has a single exon. The record is from RefSeq and is a predicted model, not a curated record. Lineage: Eukaryota; Fungi; Ascomycota; Sordariomycetes; Glomerellales; Glomerellaceae.
GAGGCCUGGUUGUGGAAGAAUGUGCAUCGUCGGGUGAUCCAUAGCAUUGGCCACUCUUCUCUCAUCCCGUCAGAGGCCUCGGUUUCUAGCGAUUCAGGUUACGAACUGGUUUGCAGCUACAACUGGGCAGUUGGUCAGGAUGAAAAGAUCCACAUACCUGGUAAGCUUGAAGUGCCUGGGGAGCACAACACACAUGAGUAA